AUGAUGCUACCGGAUUUCUUCAGUGUUAUCAAAAAUGUUAGCCCCAAUAACAGUCAGAAAUCAACUCUGUAUGGAAAAAGUAUCAAAGUGUUCGUCACCCAGUUGAGUCUCACCACAAAGCCUGGGGUGCGGAUUCCGGCAUUGCAAGACGUGCCAGCUGUUGCACUGAGUAGCAUUCUGGAGGAGAUGGCGAGUUAUCCGUCUCUGGGGAAAACCCUCCAUCAGGAACUCUCGGAUCCGGUGCUGUUCAUGAGAAUGUUCAUUCACCACAGAAACGAUCUUUCGGUAUUGGAAAACUGCUUACGCAAAGCUUCUUUGGUCGGAAAGCCCGUGGUGCCUGAUAUGGUGAAGAAUUGGUGCGCGAUGAUGACUGAUGAAAACAUAACCCCAGGAUCGACGUCGUUAGUAAGCACUGUUGAAUCCGCUGUGCAAUUGGGUUCGUAUCUUCUGGAAGCUGGUUGGUGGUUCCAAAGCAAAGAAGUACUUGACAUCGCCUUCGGCAUGAUGCUACGCAAGAAGGAGAGUCGUGUUUAUUCAAAUUUGAGAAUUGAAUGCGUGCAAAAGGUUCUCCGGGCGGAGGCACAACUGGAUCUUCGAGCAAAAGCCGAUGCAACGUGUAACGUUUUGUUGGCACUGGUUGAAAACGUUACCGAUAAAGCAGUUCUCGUCCAAGUGUUCCUUGAGGUGGCAAACCAUCACUUCGAAGCCAAUCGCCUGACCGAAUGUCAUCGCUGGAAUACGAAGGCGAUGGAGCUGAUCACCGAAACGACACCGGUUGAUAUUGUCAUCAGAGCGUUGCAAAUGGAGGCAAAAUGUCUCUUCAGUUUGCGACGCUACGACGAUGGCAAGUUGGUCAUCAGUCAAGCGAUUCAUCGAGCUCGAUCGACCUUCGGUCGCCAACAUCGACGGUACGCGGACACUUUGUACACGUACGGAACUUGCCUGCUGAUGACCGACGAUUCCUUCAUGAUCAUCGACGCCAUCUCGAUUCUGCUGGAAACUUUGUUCAUCUUCACCAAGCUCUACGGUAAACUCACACCCCAAGCGGCGAUCAUUCAGAGUUCGUUGGCGUACGGAUUGUACUAUCGGGACUACAUUUCCGGAAAGUUCGAGCUAGCGUUGGCUUAUGAAUACAUCAUGAAAGCGACGGCACUUGCUCAGCAAAUCAUUCCGGAGAGAAGACAUUUCAUCAUCCGCUGCGGGGAGAUUCGAACGAUGAUUCUGGAUGAGUGGGACGAAAUUCUGGCCGAAUCGGGAGAGGCAGGAGGUCCCACCAGGAUGAAUAACCAGCUUUUAACGAUUGCAGAAAUCAAACAGAAAUGCCGCCAAAAUCAUCCGGAAUAA
Molecule: messenger RNA, 1344 nt
Organism: Armigeres subalbatus
Lineage: Eukaryota; Metazoa; Arthropoda; Insecta; Diptera; Culicidae
Exons: 1
Coding region: 1-1344 (447 amino acids)
Biological process (GO): intracellular protein transport; proteasome-mediated ubiquitin-dependent protein catabolic process
Cellular component (GO): Cul2-RING ubiquitin ligase complex
Molecular function (GO): ubiquitin-like ligase-substrate adaptor activity; protein binding
Source: RefSeq, a predicted model, not a curated record